ACUGCAGCAUGAUGCGAUUGUGUAUAAUUCAGAGUGUUGUGCUUGGAGACAGGCGGAAGGGAAGGAGCAGACCACAGUGCACACGCUGGGUAUUCAUUUGAGGUUGUUUUUUUUAUCCAUGCAGUACAGGAACACAGAACCUGUGAAAUUCCUGUAGCUGUGGGGAAAAAAAAAACACUCACCGCCCUUCUUCAGUGUGGCUCCAAGUCAGUGCUCUGCCUCAGCAUUUGAUAGAGAAGGUUCAUUAAAUCACCCCCAUCAGCACAGCUGCUUCUAAAAAAAAUUUUUCUGGACUGUCUACAUGAAGUGAACAUCCUCUUCAAGGAGCAAUUUUAGCACUGUUUAUUCAGCAGUUGCCUGAGCAAAUUAAUGAAAGAAAGCAUGUUUAAAGACGGAAGACCACCAGACCAUCUCAGGCCACAGACAAAUAGCAGUUAUUAUUGACAGCCUGCAGUAAGAGGAUUGGACUCUGUCAGAGUUGGGCGCGUGUUAUUUAAGGGGAGCCUAUUACAGCUGCAUCAGGCUUUUAUUUUUAAAGAAGACUGUCUGCCAAGGACAGAAGUGGCUUGCAGAGACUGCAUUUCCCAUCCUGACCUCUGGUCUGCAUCAGUUAGUGGGGACACACUUGCAGAUACGUACUGUACACACAAAAACUACCUGCCUCUUCUGCUGCUUGGGAUUACAGAAGUCUCUUUGUAUGCUGCAGACAUGGCCAGCCAGCAAGAUUCAGGCUUCUUUGAAAUCAGCAUCAAAUCCCUGCUAAAAUCCUGGAGCAACACAUCCCCGGUAGGUAACGGAUAUAUCAAGCCCCCGAUUCUUCCAGACUCCAGCACACAGGGUGAGAAGGGACCUCCAGCCAUGAUGCCCAUCAACAUUGACCCGGACAGCAAGCCGGGGGAGUACGUCCUCAAGAGUCUGUUUGCAAACUUCACUACGCUGGCAGAAAGGAAGAUCCGUAUCAUCAUGGCUGAGCCUCUGGAAAAACCAUUAUCCAAAUCUCUACAGAGGGGAGAAGAUUUACAGUUCGAUCAGCUAAUCAGCUCAAUGAGCUCCCUUGCAGAAUACUGCCUGCCUUCUAUUCUGCGCACCCUAUUUGACUGGUAUAAAAGACAAAAUGGAAUAGAAGAUGAAUCCCAUGAGUACAGACCAAGAGCCAACACCAAGUCAAAAAAUGAUGAACAGCAAAAGGAUUACCUGCUCGAAAGAAGGGAUCUGGCAAUCGAUUUUAUUUUUUCUUUGGUACUAAUAGAAGUUUUAAAGCAGAUUCCUCUUCAUCCGGUCCCAGACAGUUUGAUCCAUGAAGUUAUAAACUUGUCAUUUAGGCACUUUAAAUACAAGGAAGGGUACCUUGGUCCUAACACUGGAAAUAUGCACAUUGUAGCCGAUCUGUAUGCUGAAGUAGUUGGUGUUUUAGCACAGUCCAAGUUCCCUGCUGUGAAGAAGAAAUUCACAGCUGAGUUGAAAGAGCUCCGUCAUAAAGAACAGAGUCCUUAUGUAGUUCAAAGCAGUAUUAGUCUCAUAAUGGGCUUCAAAUUGUUCCGCAUUAAGAUGUACCCUGUUGAGGACUUUGAAGCUUCAUUUCAGUUUAUGCAGGAAUGUGCUCAGUAUUUCCUUGAAGUGAAAGACAAGGAUAUUAAGCAUGCACUAGCUGGACUAUUUGUGGAAAUUCUUGUUCCAGUAGCUGCGGCUGUUAAAAAUGAAGUAAAUGUUGCUUGCCUUCGCAACUUUGUUGAGAGCCUGUAUGAUACAACACUGGAGCUGUCUUCAAGAAAGAAACAUUCUCUGGCUCUGUACCCUUUGGUUACAUGUCUUCUGUGUGUCAGCCAGAAGCAGUUCUUCCUAAACAGAUGGCACAUCUUUCUUAACAACUGCCUGUCUAAUCUCAAAAAUAAAGAUCCCAAAAUGGCCCGUGUUGCACUGGAAUCACUGUAUAGGCUGCUUUGGGUUUACAUGCUAAGAAUUAAAUGUGAAAGCAAUACUGCAACCCAGAGCCGGCUCACUACUAUCAUCACCACGCUUUUCCCCAAAGGAUCCCGCAGUGUGGUGCCCAGAGAUAUGCCUCUAAAUAUCUUUGUAAAAAUAAUACAGUUCAUCGCACAGGAAAGACUUGAUUUUGCUAUGAAAGAAAUCAUCUUUGACCUGUUAUGCGUGGGAAAAGCAGCAAAAGCUUUUAGUCUUAACCCUGAGAGAAUGAAUAUAGGCCUGAGGGCUUUCCUUGUGAUAGCUGAUAACCUGCAACAGAAGGAUGGUGAGCCACCCAUGCCCAACACUGGAGCUGUUCUUCCCUCAGGAAACACCCUCAGAGUCAAGAAAACUUACCUGAGCAAAACGCUGACAGAGGAGGAAGCUAAACUCAUCGGUAUGGCCUUGUAUUAUUCGCAAGUACGAAAAGCCAUUGACCACAUCCUCAGGCACCUAGAUAAAGAAGUUGGCCGAUGCAUGAUGAUGACAAAUGUGCAGAUGCUGAACAAAGAACCUGAAGAUAUGAUAACGGGUGAAAGAAAGCCAAAGAUUGACCUCUUCAGGACCUGUGUAGCAGCUAUUCCUCGAGUACUGCCUGAUGGGAUGUCAAAGCUGGAGCUGAUUGACUUACUGGCACGGCUUACAAUCCAUAUGGAUGAUGAACUUCGACUCAUUGCUCAGAACUCUCUGCAGAGUCUAUUGGUGGAUUUUGCUGACUGGAGGGAGGACGUGCUGUUUGGUUUCACUAACUUCCUCUUGCGUGAAGUGCACGACACCCACCAGGGUCUUCUGGAUAUCUCUUUGAAGCUGCUGCUUCAGCUGCUAACUCAAUGGAAGCUUGCAAUACAAACUCAAGGGAGAGGCCAUGACCAAACUAAAAUAAGGACCUCGGAGUUAAUACAGAAUGGAUCCAACCACAGACUGCAGCCCGAGAGGAGCCCACAUUCCAAUGUGCUGCACGCUGUGGAAGGAUUCGCACUGGUGCUUCUCUGUAGCUGCCAGGUGGCCACGCGCAAGCUAGCGGUUUCAAUCCUGAAGGAGAUCCGUGCCUUGUUUACUUCCAUAGGACAAACUGAGGAUGAUGAUAAGCCAAUGAUUGAAGUCAUGGAUCAAUUAAGUUCAGCCGUCCUAGAAAGCUUCCUCCAUGUAGCUGUUUCUGAUUCAGCUACCUUACCUUUUGCACACCACGUGGACCUGCAGUGGCUGGUAGAGUGGAACGCGGUCCUUGUUAACAGCCAUUAUGAUGUGAGGAGCCCCUCUCACGUUUGGAUAUUUGCACAGUCGGUGAAAGACCCCUGGGUACUUUGCCUGUACAGUUUCCUAAGACAGGAGAAUCUGCCCAAGCACUGUCCCACUGCUUUGAGCUAUGCCUGGCCUUACGCAUUCACCAGACUUCAGCUGCUGAUGCCCUUGGUGGAUCCUAACAGCCCUAUUUACGCCAAGAAGAUGAGCACAUCUGGCAGUGGAGACAACCAUGUCACUCUCUGGAGAAACUAUCUCAUUCUGUGCUUUGGAGUAGCAAAACCCAGCAUCAUGAGCCCUGGGCACUUACGAGCAUCCACUCCUGAAAUUAUGGCAACUACUCCUGAUGGCAGCAUCAGCUACGACAACAAGGUGAUCGGAACUCCGUCUGUGGCUGUGCUUCUGAAGCAGCUGGUUCCACUGAUGAGGGUGGAGAGCAUCGAAAUAACUGAGUCUCUCGUUCUGGGGUUUGGGAGGACAAACUCUCUGGUGUUCAGGGAACUGGUGGAAGAGCUUCAUCCCUUAAUGAAAGAAGCUUUGGAAAGGAGACCAGAGAACAAGAAACGACGUGAGCGAAGAGAUUUGCUUAGACUACAGCUGCUGAGGAUUUUUGAACUACUUGCUGAUGCUGGAGUUAUAAGUGACAAUACAAAUGGGGCUUUGGAGCGUGAUACCCUUGCCCUGGGCGCUCUGUUUCUGGAGUAUGUGGACCUCACUCGGAUGCUGCUCGAAGCAGAAAAUGACAAAGACGUUGAAAUUCUGAAGGAUAUCCGGGCACAUUUUAGUGCUAUGGUGGCCAAUCUGAUACAGUGUGUUCCAGUCCAUCAUCGGAGGUUCCUUUUCCCGCAACAGAGCCUCAGGCACCACCUGUUCAUCUUAUUCAGCCAGUGGGCCGGCCCAUUCAGUGUUAUGUUUACACCUCUGGAUCGUUACAGUGACAGAAACCAUCAGAUCACCAGAUACCAGUACUGUGCCCUAAAGGCCAUGUCGGCAGUUCUGUGCUGUGGACCUGUGUUUGACAACGUUGGCCUCUCCCCGGAUGGCUAUCUGUACAAGUGGCUGGAUAAUAUUUUAGCAUGUCAGGAUUUACGGGUUCAUCAGCUCGGGUGUGAAGUAGUCAUCCUCCUGUUAGAGUUAAACCCGGAUCAGGUGAACCUUUUCAAUUGGGCUGUGGAUCGGUGCUUCACUGGGUCCUACCAACUAGCGUCUGGCUGUUUCAAAGCUAUCGCCACAGUCUGUGGAAGCAGGAACUAUCCAUGUGAUAUAGUUACCUUGCUAAACUUAGUGCUGUUCAAAUCAUCUGACACCAACAGAGAAAUUUAUGAAAUUGCAAUGCAGCUUAUGCAGAUUCUUGAAGCAAAGCUCUUUGUAUAUUCUAAGAAGCUUGCGGAGCAGAAGCCUGGCAGUAUACUGUAUGGCACUCAUGGCCCACUGCCACCUUUGUACAAUGUGUCCCUGUCACAGCUUUCGAAUGAGCUCGCCAGGAUGUAUCCUGAGCUCACCCUGCCACUCUUCUCAGAGGUCAGCCAGAGAUUUCCCACCACCCACCCAAAUGGGCGUCAGGUCAUGCUCACCUACCUGUUACCAUGGCUACACAACAUUGAGCUGGUAGACAACGGCCUGCUCCCUCCUGUCUCCAGUCCCAACACCCCUGAGGACGAAGCAAGAGAUAAGUGGGAUAGCCUGGGCUGCACUCACCGGCUGAAGGGGAGUGGCUGGGGGUCACUGCAGGCCACAUCGCUGGUCCUCAACAACCUCAUGUUUAUGACUGCCAAGCACGGAGAUGAGAUGCCCGGGCCAGAGAUGGAGAAUGCUUGGAAUGCCCUUGUAAGCAAUGACAAGUGGAGCAACAACCUAAGAACUACACUGCAGUUCCUCAUCAGUCUGUGCGGAGUGAGCAGUGACACCACCCUUCUGCCAUACAUUAAAAAGGUUGUGAUCUACCUGUGCCGUAAUAACACCAUUCAAACAAUGGAGGAGCUGCUGUUUGAGCUGCAGCAGACAGACCCUGUGAACCCUGUGGUCCUGCACUGCGAUAAUCCACCUUUCUACAGAUUUGCUGCAAGCAACAAGGCUUCAGCAGCUGCCUCUGGGACAACGUCCAGCAGUAACACUGUAGUAGCUGGCCAAGAAAGUUUCCCAGACACGGAUGAAAGCAGAUUAAUGAGAGAGUCUGAUGAAAGGAUCAGCAAUGUGAUCAGAGCGCACACCAGACUAGACUCAAGAUACAGCAACAGCUCCGGCGGGUCUUACGACGAUGACAAAAAUGACCCUGCGCCUCCCUAUAGUGGCUGGCUGAUGAAUGUUAUGGAGACCAAUCAGCCGCAGCCCCUGCCAAUGCCUGUGAACGGAGGAUGCUGGGCACCCCUAGUAGACUACCUCCCUGAGACCAUCACUCCAAGGGGACCACUGCACAGGUGUAAUAUAGCCGUCAUCUUCAUGACCGAGUUGGUCGUUGAUCACAGUGUCCGAGAAGACUGGGCUUUGCAUCUGCCUUUGUUACUCCAAGCUCUGUUUUUGGGUCUUGAUCAUUACCGUCCAGAAGUGUUUGAGCACAGUAAACGACUGCUUCUUCAUCUACUGAUUGCGCUGUGCUGCAACAACAACUUCCAGGUCAUAGCAUCAGUGCUUCUUCUUACCAGAGAGAUGAGUGAAAGCAAGACUCUGACAGUGAAGUCCAGCUACCAGCCAGAAUACCUCUACACAGGUGGUUUUGACUUCUUAAGGGAGUAUCAGACGUCUCCAGUGCCAGACUCGGGAUUAAGCUCCAGCUCCACCUCCUCCAGCAUCAGCCUGGGAGGCAGCAGCGGGAACCUGCCUCAGAUCUCCCAGGAGAUGGAGGACAUGGAAACAUCCAUCGAGUCUGAUGAGAAAGCUAACAAGCUAAUAGAGUUUCUAACCACCAGGGCGUUUGGGCCCCUUUGGUGCCACGAGGACAUCACUCCCAAAAACCAGAAUUCCAAGAGUGCCGAUCAACUGGCUAACUUCCUUCGCCACGUGGUGUCUGUUUUCAAAGAGUCAAAGUCAGAUUUCCAUUUGGAGCAGCAGCUGAGUGAUGUGGCGUUACAAACCGGGCUGUCAAGCUCCUCCCGGCACUAUGCGGGCCGCUCUUUCCAAAUCUUCAGAGCCUUGAAACAGCCUCUGUCUGCCCACGCAGUGUCCGACCUGAUCUCUCGCCUGGUGGAAGUCAUAGGAGAACACGGAGAUGAAGUUCAGGGCUAUGUGAUGGAAGCCCUGCUUACUUUGGAAUCAGUUGUGGAUAAUUUGGCCGACUGUUUGAAGAAUGCAGAUUUAAUGGCUAUUUUGUCAAGGUCAUCGUCCCCUGAUUUCCUGACCAACGCCAAGCUGGCGUCCAGCCGUAAGAGCACCGGCCAGUUGAAUCUGAGCGCAGGGGUCGGAGCCAGUGGCAUGGGCACAGCCGAGCGCAGCAGGCACCAAAGGAGCUUCUCCGUGCCCAAGAAGUUUGGUGUGGUUGAUCGGUCCUUAGACCCUCCCAGGAGUGCCACACUGGACAAAAUCCAGGCCUGCACACAGCAGGGCAUUUUAUCCAAGACCCGGAGCUCAUCCUCUUCAAAAGACAACAUCACAGACCCAGCAAACGUGAACAAUCCCACAAACCUCCUGGCUACCAUCUUCUGGGUGGCUGUCUCGCUGAUGGAGUCAGACUUUGAGUUUGAGUACCAGAUGUCACUGAGGCUGCUUCACAAGUUGCUGGUGCAGAUCCCCCUAGAUAAAGCAGAAAACAGGGAGAAGCUGGAGAAACUCCAAGGGCAGCUGAAGUGGGCCAACUUUUCAGGGUUACAGCAGCUGUUGCUAAAAGGGUUUACCUCCCUCUCGACCACUGACCUGACCCUCCAGCUCUUCAGCCAGCUGACUCCUGUUUCUCGGGUGUCAGUGGUGGACUCCUCUCAAGCCAUAGGUUUCCCAUUGAAUGUAUCGUGUCUGCUUCCCCAUCUAAUUCAGCACUUUGACAGCCCAACUCCUUUCUGUAAGGAUAUUGCUGAAAGGAUAGCCCAGGUGUGCAUAGAAGAGAAGAAUACCAAGCUCUCAAACCUUGCUCAUGUCAUGACGCUGUACAAGACCCACGCAUACACAAGGGACUGUGCCACCUGGGUUAAUGUUGUUUGCCGAUACCUUCAUGAAGCAUUUGCUGAUAUCACAUUGAAUAUAGUUACUUAUAUGACAGAGCUGUUAGAAAAGGGCCUUCCCAGCAUGCAACAGUCUCUUCUUCAGAUCAUCUACAGUCUCCUCAGUCACAUGGAUCUCACUGGCAUUCCUGUCAAACAGUUCAACAUGGAGGUGCUGAAGACCAUUGAAAAAUUUGUCCAGAGUGUUCACUGGAAGGAAGCCCUGAACAUUCUCAAGUUGGUGGUCUCUCGUUCUGCCAGCCUAGUGUUGCCCUCGUACCCGCACAGUGACCUGACGCACGUACACAUGAGCCGGGUGUGGGACAGCUCUUCAAAGGAGCUGCCAGGGAAGACUUUGGAUUUUCACUUUGAUAUUUCAGAGACUCCAGUCAUUGGGAGGAGAUAUGAUGACCUGCAGGGGCCAGCAGGGCGAGAUGGUAAAAGCAGAGCUAUAGCUGUCACCCGGAGCACCUCCUCAACAUCAUCAGGCUCAAACUCCAAUGUCCUGGUGCCUGUGAGCUGGAAAAGACCACAGUCCUCACAGAAACGAACCAGGGAAAAGCUGGUUAAUGUGCUCUCUCUAUGUGGGCAAGAAGUGGGGCUAACCAAAAACCCUUCAGUGAUUUUCUCCUCCUGUGGGGAUCUUGAUCUGAUUGAGCACCAGGCUAGCUUGGUGUCCUCGGAGGACGGUGCGAGGGAGCAGGAGAACAUGGACGACACCACCAGCGAGCAGCAGUUCAGAGUCUUCAGAGACUUCGACUUCCUGGACGUGGAGUUGGAGGAUGGAGAGGGCGAGAGCAUGGAUAACUUUAACUGGGGAGUUCGCCGCCGUUCUCUAGACAGCCUGGACAAGAGUGACAUGCAGCUGCUUGAAGAGAGCCAGCUCUCAGGAAGCACACCCAGCCUGAGCAAAAUCAACCAUGAGGAUUCCGAUGAGUCAUCAGAGGAGGAGGCCCUCACAGCCAGUCAAAUACUGGCACAUUCCCACCACCUGAUUAUAAAUCUCUCCCCUUCUGAGGAGACGAAUCACACGGAUUCCCUCUCCACCUCUGCAGACCCACACUCCUUAAACACAAGGACCCCUAGUUUCGAAGUCUCUCUUCCUGAUGACACUAAUCAGCGGGCUGAAGUUUCAGCUGAAGAGGAGGACACAAAUGUUCAUGAGGAUGACCUUUCAUUGUCUGUCAGUGAACUACCGGCAGCUUUUGAGUGCAGCGACAGCUUCACUUUAGAAAUGGCAGAAACUGAAGACCACGCAGGACUGCCAAGCUUUGGAGAAGAAGAGAGGGCUGGGUUGCAGGAGGCCCGUGCUUCCCCCCCUCCAUCCCCAUUCUUCUCUGCCAUCCUGGCUGCCUUUCAGCCCGCAGUCUGUGAUGACGCAGAAGAAGCCUGGCACAACCACAUCAAUCAGCUGGUGUCAGACUCCGAUGGCUCCUGCGCAGUCUAUACCUUUCACGUGUUCUCUUCCCUGUUUCAGAACAUUCAAAACAAAUUCUGCUCCUUAACCUGUGAUGCUGCUGGUUACCUUGGAGAUGGCCUUCGAGGAAUAGGAAGCAAGUUUGUCCGGUCCUCACAGAUGCUGACAUCAUGUUCGGAGUGCCCGACUCUGUUUGUAGACGCUGAAACACUCAUCUCUUAUGGGCUUUUGGAGAAAAUGAAGUUUAGUGUUCUGGAACUUCAAGAAUAUUUGGAUACCUACAACAACAGGAAAGUGGCUGCCAUUUCAUGGCUUACAAACUGUAAGGCGACAUUUCCAAGAGGUCCCAGAGACGGAGUGAUUACCUGUCAGCCGGGGGACUUGGAGGAGAAGCAAAUGGAAUCGCUGGCACAACUGGAGCUGUGUCAGCGGUUGUACAAACUCCACUUUCAGUUGCUGCUGCUUUUUCAGUCCUACUGCAAACUCAUAGGACAGGUACAUGCAAUAAGCUCUGUGCCAGAGCUCCUGAACAUGUCCAGGGAACUGAGUGAUUUGAAGAGCAGCCUGAAGGCUGCAUCUGUUUCUGUCACGAAUGAACAGCCCAGUUCCUCCACAGAGCCUGCAUUCAGCUCCUCCGAGGCGGCCGUUCAGUCUGUGCUCGAAUGCCUUCGUAACAAACAGUUCUCAACAGCUAUACGCCACAUCCGGGAUUGCAGAAGUGUGUGGCCCAAUGACAUCUUUGGAAGCAGCGCCGAGGACGAGGUCCAGACUCUGCUGAACAUGUACUUUAGACACCAAACCCUGGGGCAGACGGGUACCUUUGCACUGGUGGGCUCCAAACAGGACCUGUCUGAGAUCUGCAUGAAGCUGAUGGAGCUGAAUGGAGAGAUUCGGGAUAUGAUCCGCAGAGCUCAGGGUUACCGGGUGCUCACAACCUUCCUCCCAGACUCCAGCGUUUCCGGCAUUAGUCUCUGACAGGAGGAGUUGCCUGUCUGUCUUUUGUUCCUGCCUGCAAGUGCUGCAAUGCUGGAGUGAAGUCCUUCAAUGUCUUCUCAUUUCUAGGAAAGCUCGGACAAGCUGUUUUCACUCUUGCUACCUUUGAGAGUUUCAUUACGUUUUCAGGUCUUCAGAUGUGCAGCAACACUGUUAGAGCAAAAGCAACCUGAAGCAACCGACAUAAAGUAACUCUGAUUUUAUUGCACUAAUACUAAUUUACGACUACCACUGGCUACUGAGUUAAUGACUUCCACACCUGAUAAAGAUAUACCAAAGUUAUAUUAACUUAUUAUUCUUCAGAUAUUUACUAUUGUAAUUGUUAGGGGGGAAAAGUGCAAUGGUUCUUUCAAUUUAAAAAAAAGACUAUUUUAGAAUCGAAGAUUUUGAAUUUCUGGAACUUUGGCUACUUGAUAUUGAUGAACUGAGUACAGGCAGAAUGAAGCUGAAUUUUAAGAUAUGACUUGAUGGUUUGGUUAAAGCUGAGGGCCUGUUACCAUACCAUAACCUGACUACCAUUAUUAUUAUACUGUACACACUAACAUGCUAAUAGUAUCUUCUCACACUAAGCUGCUGUUAAGCACACUUACAAUGUUACUAGGCUACUGUUUCAGAAACAACAUAACCACAUAGUGUGGGUAUCUUAUUGUGAAUUAAAUAUAAUUGGUCCUCAGCAUUUUAAAUGUGUUGGCUGCUUUCUACUUGAUAGUUGCUCUUCUGGUUUUUUAUUUGUACUACAAAAGAAAGCAAGCGUAACUUAAGUUUUUUUUUUUUAGGAUGUGAAUUAAAUGUCCUGUCUAUUAAAACUGCCAAGCAUGCAUAUUUUAUAUACUAUGAACUGGGUUAUAGAAUAGCAUUGAAAAAGAUGAUUCAUAUUUGAACUCACAAGAUGCGUCUGUAUAUAAUACGAGGGGAGCUUUGCUCAUGCUGGUAAGAUUUUAUUUUUUAAUCUGUGUUGUCAAAAAGUACAAAAAUGUGUGCAUGUAAAAAAAAAAAUUAAAAAAAAGAUGCACAUUUUUCAACUUCCAUUAGGAAGAGUAUCUAUGUAAGUUUUUCAGCUUGUAAAUACUUUUACAGCUUUUGUGAAGUAACUUGGGUUGGUGUUCUGUACACUCAUGAAUAUAUAAUAUAUAAUGAAAUAUAUAUGUACACACUAUUACAAAAUAAAGUUGAAUGAAUUAAAAUAAAUAUAUCUUAAU
Acipenser ruthenus (sterlet) is the source of this 10940-nucleotide messenger RNA. RefSeq names its product protein furry homolog. Gene Ontology annotation, cellular component: cell cortex; site of polarized growth. Lineage: Eukaryota; Metazoa; Chordata; Actinopteri; Acipenseriformes; Acipenseridae. Gene Ontology annotation, biological process: neuron projection development; cell morphogenesis. The record is from RefSeq and is a predicted model, not a curated record. Bases 709 to 9723 code for a protein of 3004 amino acids. The transcript has 62 exons.